This is a messenger RNA of Parathielavia appendiculata, 1476 nucleotides long. RefSeq names its product glycoside hydrolase family 51 protein. Gene Ontology annotation, biological process: L-arabinose metabolic process. NCBI's taxonomy places the organism in Eukaryota, Fungi, Ascomycota, Sordariomycetes, Sordariales, Chaetomiaceae. The transcript has 8 exons. Gene Ontology annotation, molecular function: alpha-L-arabinofuranosidase activity. Bases 1 to 1476 code for a protein of 491 amino acids. The record is from RefSeq and is a predicted model, not a curated record.
AUGAUGCCCCUUUCACUCCGGGCCCUCGCGCUCCUGGGGCUCGCAGGGGCCACAGCAGCUGUGACCUUGUCGGUCGCCAAUACAGGCGGCAAUGCCACGUCUCCGUACAUGUAUGGUAUCAUGUUCGAGGACAUUAACCAGAGCGGCGACGGUGGCCUGUACGCCGAGCUGAUCCGGAACCGGGCCUUCCAAAACGGCACGCUUGACUCCUGGAGCGCGGUAGGCGGUGCUACUUUGACGCUCGACACCUCGACGCCCUUGUCGCAGGCCCUGCCUCGCUCAGUCAAGGUGACAGGCGGGAAAGGCACCGUGGGCCUGAAGAACCCCGGCUACUCGGGCAUCGACGUCAAACAGACCAACAAGUACAGCGGCAGCUUCUACUCGUACGGCGCAUACGGCGGGAGCUUCACUGUCUCCCUGUAUCAGGUCCAAUCGGUUGCUCAUGCCUGGACGCAGCACAAGUAUGAGCUCCGGCCGAUCAAGAGCGCAGCAAACAGCAACAACAGCUUCGUGCUAGAGUUCCACUCCGGGAAGAAGACCGAGUUCAAGUUCAACCUGAUCAGCCUGUUCCCUCCGACGUUGAUACGGGAAAGGAGCCCUCUAACCCUGCGCGAUACCUUCCGGUAUCAGACGUACAAGAACAGGCCCAACGGUAUGCGGCGGGACUUAAUGGAGAAGCUGGCGGAUCUGAAGCCCAGUUUUCUCCGAAUUCCCGGCGGUAACAACAUCGAGGGUGACUUUUUCCCCAACGUUUGGAACUGGACUGCUACCGUCGGUCCCCUAACUGACCGGCGCGGCCGUUUGGGCACUUGGACAUACUACAACACGGACGGUCUGGGGCUGGUCGAAUACAUGCACUGGGCAGAGGACCACCUCUGGGGUGGCCUGGACUCGUACAAGAGCUACCGACUGCGCCUGUUCUACGAUGUCAUCAAGGCCAAGUACCCCGACAUCUUCAUCUUCUCUUCCACAGCCGAGUACAUGUACAAGGAGUCGGGCCGUGACUACCACUUGUACACGCGUCCGGACUACUUUGUCUCCCAGUUCGACCAGUUUGAUAGGUGGAGUGCCGGAAUGCCCAUCAUCAUCGGAGAGUACGGUACUAUCCAGAACAACACGUUGACAGGCAAGGUUGAGGACGCCGACUGGAACGCAACCAAGAACCAGUGGUCCAACUGGAUUGGCUCCGUCGCCGAAGCCGUCUACCUUCUGGGUGCCGAGCGCAACGGCGAUCGCAUCUGGGGCACCACCUUUGCGCCGCUCUUCCAAAAUCUGAACAGCUACCAGUGGGCUUCCGACCUGAUCGCCUUCACGGCGGACCCGGCCGACACGACCCCCAGCGUCUCGUACCCGAUCAUCAAGCCCGGCGCCAAGGCAAAACUCACCGUCCUGUCGGCCGACAGCCCCUGGGCACACAACACGCCACAGAACAAGGACGUCGUCAUCACCACCGUCAAUAACGAAGUUAUACCUUGA